Molecule: messenger RNA, 2649 nt
Organism: Lactuca virosa
Lineage: Eukaryota; Viridiplantae; Streptophyta; Magnoliopsida; Asterales; Asteraceae
Source: the annotation of a GenBank genome assembly
AUGACCAAGAACGUACAAAUUAUCAAACGUAUUGAAAUGAGUGACAUUUCAAAUGCUUCGGGAAAGAAAAAACCUACAAGGUUUGUUACUAAUGUUUCACCCAACAACACUUCCCCAACAACACCACUGUCUGACAUCACAAAUGUGAAUGCAUCAUCUUCAUCCAAUGCUCUAAAAACAUCAUCACAUUCAACAUUACAAACAAUAUCCCACAAAGUUCAUUCACCCUCUUCAUCGAAUGCUUUGAAAACACCAUCAUCUCAGACAAUGCAAAGAAAUUCUCACAAAGAAAAUAGUUUCUUCAUACCCCCUAAUUGUCGAGUUGCUCAAAAGUUUACCGAAUUACCUCCAGACUUUUCCAACAACCAAGAUACAAUUCAGCACAACACAACUCAUUCAACAACAACGAAACGGAAACAAUUUAAUACACAAUAUAUUCCAUUUUUUGAGUUGAAUGAAGAUUUCGUUGAACCUUCAGAUUAUUUGGAUUCUGGAGAUGCUGUAUAUGUUUGCUCAGUAUGUAAAGCUAAGGUGUGGCAGGGAGAAGCAAUUCGAGGAAAUAAGGAUUUAAAGAAAACAUGUUAUUCCAUUUGUUGUUACAAUGGAAAAGUUGAACUACCCAGUCUGAUUCACCCACCUCAGUUGUUGCUUGAUUUAUAUAGCGGUCUUUCGGAAAAAAGUCAAAACUUUAUACAGAAUAUACGUCGAUACAAUAUGAUGUUCGCAUUCACAUCUAUGGCUGGAAAGAUUGAUCACACCGUUAACUCAGGAGGUGGUCCUUAUGUUUAUCGAAUGCAUGGCCAAAAUUAUCAUAUUGCAGGCAGCUUACUUCCCGAAGAGGGUGAAUCACCAAGAUUUUGCCAGUUGUACAUGUAUGAUACAGAUCAUGAGGUUCAAAACAGAUUCAAAUCAUGCGAGUCUAAUAAGAAGAAAAAGACCACAUCUAAUGAGUCCAUGGCAAAUCCGUUUUCUCUUGAGUUCUGGACUAUUCACGAGUUGAUGGGCUUAUUGGAUUUCAUUAAUCCACUGGCUAAACAAUUUAGAAUGGCACGUGAUCGCUUUGGUUCAAAUCCAACAGAGCGUAUUAGGUUGAAAUUGAUUGGGUCAAGAGAAAAUGAUGGUGGGCAGUAUAAUCUUCCUACCACAAAUGAGGUAGCUGCCCUCAUUAUAGGUGACAUUGAUGGGUAUGAUUCAAGGGAUAUCGUAUUGGAAACGCAAAGUCGACAACUUCAACGUAUUAAUGAGUUGCAUCCUCAAUAUCUUGCACUUCAAUAUCCUUUAUUAUUCCCUUAUGCCGAAGAUGGAUUUCGAGUCGAUAUACUACAUCGUGGUGUUGAAGAUCCAGAAUCUGAUGGACGAAUAAGUCAAUUGAAGGAUGAAAAAACUUUGGGUGAAGUCGGUGGAGUUGUAUAUACGAUUGAGUUUCAAAAGAGGGGCCUGCCAUAUUGUCAUGUAUGUCUGUUUUUGGAAAAAAAUUCUAAAAUUCCAAAUCCCGAAGACAUAGACCGUGUUAUAUGUGCUGAAUUGCCAGACAAGGAUAGUGAACCCGAUUUGUAUCAGAUUGUUUGUGAUAACAUGAUACACGGACCUUGUGGCAACGAUCAACCAUUUAUGCCGUGUAUGAAAAAAGGCAAAUGUUCAAAACGAUUUCCAAGGGAAUAUACCGAUCAUACAUAUAUUGAUGAAGAUGGUUAUCCUAUUUACCGGAGACGUAACGAUGGAAAUAAUGUCCUUAAAAACGGUGUUUCUUUAGACAACAGGUUGUCAUUUCACCUCGAACACAAACAACCUGUUGUUUUUAAACCAAACCAACAUCUUAAUCAGGUUGUUUCUAAACCGACUGUCGCUGCUUCUCAAUUUUUAGCUUGGAUGGAAUGUAACAAGCAUGAUGAAGAUGCACGGAAGUUGUCAUACGUUGAAUUCCCAACUAAAUAUGUUUGGAAUAAAUCAGAUAAGAUAUGGACAAAAAGAAAAACCAAGUCCAAGGCACUCGGUCGAUUAAACCACGUUUCUCCCAAGGCUGGUGACAUUUACUACCUACGGAUUUUGUUGAACAAAAUCAAGGGUCCUACAUGCUAUGAAGAUAUCAAGACAAUUAAUGGAAUUGUACAUGACUCUUACAAAGAUGCUUGCUAUGCUCUUGGUCUAUUAGAUGAUGAUAGAGAGUACAUUUCGUCAAUAAACGAAACACAUCAUUGGGCCACAGCUUCUUUCUGCCGGUCUCUCUUUGUUAUGUUGAUUACAUCUGAUAGUUUGUCAAGUCCUGCUCAUGUUUUUGAAGAGACAUAUCAAUGUCUUUCUGAUGAUGUCAUUCACGUUCGUGAACAAGAAAUCGGCGUCAGAGGCCUGAAGUUAAAAGAGGAUGCAAUUUUCAACCUUACGUUGUCAUACAUCGAGAAAUCAUUAUUGAGCUGUGGAUUGAGUUUGAAGCAAAUACCAAAUAUGCCGUUUCCUGAUCAUAGAUACAUUCAAGAGUCAUGCAAUAUGUUAAUUCAAGAUGAGCUUAACUAUGAUCCUGCUAUUAUUGAAGUUGAGCAUCAAGAUUUGUAUUCCAAAUUAAAUGUCGACCAAAAAAAUGUUUAUCACACCAUUAUGAAUGCGGUUAACAACAAACAAGGCAUCGUUACAUUCAUCAAGAUUAUGGAGUGA